AUGGCCCAUUUAAUGUGGCUGCUUAUCGGUGCCUUUGCUUCGCUGGCUGUAGCAAAUCCUCUGCCUGUCUGGGAGGCCGAUCACUUCCAGGCUCGUCAAUCCCCCACCGAUGCGAAUGAUAUCAUGGGCGGGACCUGCAAGGACUUCACCUUGAUCUUUGUUCGUGGAUCCGGGGAAGUAGGCAACAUGGGUGCGGUCGUCGGCCCUCUUCUCUGCGUUAUGCUAAAAGAGCAAAUCAGUCCGAAUCGAGUCGCCUGCCAGGGUGUCGAUGGCAUGUACACUGCUAGCUUCCCUCAAAACUUCCUUGCUCCGAACACCGAUGCGAAAUCGAUUGCGUCCGCGGCCACCAUGCUCGAGCUAGCGACUACCAAGUGUCCGAAGACUCAGGCAGUGGCGGGUGGAUACAGUCAAGGCACCGCUGUCAUCGACUACGCAGUUCAAGAAGUCAAGCACGAGGUCCGCAACAAGAUCAAGGGGGUGGUGCUAUUCGGGUACACGCGCAACAUCCAGGACCGCGGGGGGAUCCCGGGCUACCCGCAGGACCGAACCAAGGUGUAUUGCGCACCGGGCGAUUUGGUGUGCGACGAGAUCUUGCUCGUCACCCCGCCUCAUCAAACCUACGGGUUGUAUGCGAAAGAUGCAGCAGAGUUUCUGGCGUCGAAAGUGAAUCAAUCUAACUAG
Molecule: messenger RNA, 681 nt
Organism: Aspergillus brunneoviolaceus CBS 621.78
Lineage: Eukaryota; Fungi; Ascomycota; Eurotiomycetes; Eurotiales; Aspergillaceae
Product: putative cutinase
Exons: 3
Coding region: 1-681 (226 amino acids)
Biological process (GO): carbohydrate catabolic process
Cellular component (GO): extracellular region
Molecular function (GO): cutinase activity
Source: RefSeq, a predicted model, not a curated record